AUGGCGGCCAAGCUGUUAUCACGCUACUCCUGGGCCACGAGCCCCUUCAUUGUAAGCGCACCGAUGCGCGUCAUGUCUGGCCCAGCUCUGGCCCUCGCCGUAUCUCAAGCAGGUGGACUGGGCUUCAUUGGCCCUGGAGCCAAGACUCAGGACACCGAAGUCGAUCUUGAACAAGCAUCGAAGCUAGUCCAGCAAACACCGGCCUCUUCGUCCGUCUUCAACAAAUUGUCACCAACAAACUCUGUCUUGCCCGUCGGUAUUGGCUAUCAGCUUUGGGGAGACGACAUCGACAUCGCUGUGUCCGCGAUCGGCCGGUUCAAGCCUUGCGCUGCCUGGCUGUACGCUCCCAAAAACAGCCUGAAGGAGUUUGAUGAUUGGUCUCGCCGAAUCAGACAGGCAUCUCCAAAAACUCAAAUUUGGAUUCAGAUAGGUACCUUGAAGGAGGCAAAACAGCUCCUCACAAACUCCGAGAAGCCGGACGUCCUUGUCAUACAGGGUGCAGAAUCUGGUGGUCACGGCCGAGCCAAGGAUGGAAUGGGCCUCAUGGCCUUAUUUCCCGAGAUUGCAGAUGCCAUGGAAGGUAGUCAGAUCCCUCUGCUUGCAGCGGGAGGUAUUGCCGAUGGACGGGGUGUCUCGGCGGCGCUGUGCCUUGGUGCUUCGGGCGUGGUGAUGGGGACACGGUUCCUGGCAGCGAACGAAGCACGAAUUAGCAGGGGAUAUCAAAACGAGAUUGUUCGAGCCUCUGACGGAGCUGCUUCCACGACACGAACUCUGCUGUAUAACCAUCUUCGAGGAACGUUUGGGUGGCCGGCCGAGUACAGUCCCAGGACGAUCAUCAACAAGUCGUUCAUCGAGCACCAAGCAGGCUGUGCAUUUGAUGAUCUUAAGGUGCUUCAUGACAAAGCUGUGAAGAACGGUGACAGCGCCUGGGGGCCCGAGGGACGUGUCGCAACGUAUGCAGGGGCUUCCAUCGGACUGAUCCACGACGUUGCGGAUGCAGGAGAUAUUGUUCGAGAACUGCAAAAGGAUGCUGUCAAGCGGAUACAAUCAGCCAGUUCCAGCUAG
Penicillium daleae is the source of this 1065-nucleotide messenger RNA. RefSeq names its product nitronate monooxygenase. NCBI's taxonomy places the organism in Eukaryota, Fungi, Ascomycota, Eurotiomycetes, Eurotiales, Aspergillaceae. The coding region runs from base 1 to 1065 and encodes 354 amino acids. The transcript has a single exon. The record is from RefSeq and is a predicted model, not a curated record. Gene Ontology annotation, molecular function: nitronate monooxygenase activity.